Chondrus crispus (carragheen) is the source of this 1867-nucleotide messenger RNA. RefSeq lists its product as hypothetical. Gene Ontology annotation, cellular component: cytoplasm. The transcript is spliced from 2 exons. The record is from RefSeq and is a predicted model, not a curated record. Lineage: Eukaryota; Rhodophyta; Florideophyceae; Gigartinales; Gigartinaceae. Bases 1 to 1854 code for a protein of 617 amino acids.
AUGACGCCACCCCGCGAGUGUCUCUACCUGACGCUGGGCCUGCCGCAGACAGCCACGACGUCUGAAAUCCGCAAAGCGUACCGUCUGCAGGCGCUGUCGCACCACCCGGACAAGAACCCGUCGCAGCCUGCGGCGGCGGCGGAGCGCUUCAAGGCUGUGCAGCACGCCUACUCGGUGCUCUCGGACGACCAUGAGCGCGCGUGGUACGACGCGCACCGCUCGCAGAUCCUGCGCGGCCACGACCCCGCGGCGUCCGGCGCGGACGCGCAGCCCGAGGCGGCCGAUGCCACCGGCGUCGACCUCUUCGCCUGCUUCUCGUCCGCGGCGUACAGGGGCUUUGCGGACGGCCCGGGCGGCUUUUACGCCGUUUAUGCCGACGUCUUCGACCGUCUCUGGCAGGAGGAAGUCGAUGAGAUGGCGCGCCAGGGCCAGCGCGUGCCCGCGUCGGCCGCGUUUGGAGGCAUGAACGCCGAUUGGGACGCCGUGCGCGCGUUUUAUACCAGGUGGGAUGCCUUUUCUUCGGUCAAGUCGUUUGCGUUCGCAGACAAGUGGAACCUGGGCGAGGCUCCCAAUAGGGAGGUGCGCAGGCUUAUGGAGAAGGAUAACAAGAAGGCUCGCGCCGCCGUGCGGAAGGAAUUUAUUUCCACGGUCCGCGAGUUGGCCGCGUUUGUGAAGAAGAGAGACCCACGCGUGGUUCGGCGGAGAAGAGAGGAGCAGCAAGUGCAGGAAAAGAGGCAGGAGCUGGUCAAGGAGAGACAGCGGGCCAAGGCUCGUUUGAGGAAGGAUAAUGCCGAGCAGAUGAGGGCCGCGAGAGAUGAGGCCCUGGAGGAGGAUGCCGACGGACUAGAUCAGAUUCUUGAGGCGCUGGCUUUGGACGAGAGAAUAGAGGCGGAUAACAAAAGGGCGAAGAAAAAGAGGCGCGGGAAGAAAGCCGUGAUCUCCUACUCAGAGGACGAGGCUUCUACGUCGGAAGCGGAAGGGGAAGAAGAUAUGGAUUCCUUGGACCGGGCUGGAGACAGUGAUGGGAAUGGCGGUCCCAGUGACACACGCGUGGGCGAUCACAGCAGUGUGCAGGACGAUGAGGCUGGUAGCGAACUCGAUGAGUUGGAGGACGAGGAUGACGAGGGGAAAGAAGAGGUAGACCUGUAUUGUGUCGCCUGUCGAAAACUUUUCAGAAGCGGUCCCCAAAAAUCUGACCACGAACGUUCGAAGAAACACAGGUCUGCAGUUGCCAAACUCAAGCGUGAGUUGCUAAAAGAAGAAAAGGCGUUUGCGAAAGCAAAUCCCAGUAUGGCUACGGAAACUGUGCUUGGUACGUCCACGGAUAGGGCUGCGGAGGCAGAGGAAAGUGAGCAAUUGAUCGAUGAGGACGAGGAAGAGGCAGAAUUCCUGCGCGCACAAGCGAAAAAGUCGAAGAAGAAGCGAAAGAAGCAAUGUGCUCCAACGUUUGUUGAUUCCAAACAUGAUGAGGACGAUGGAAGAGAGCUUGCUUCUACAGGCACGGACCCAUUGGAGGCGAAUGGCAACCUUGCCUCAGCACAUACCCCUGCCAGGGGGGGUCAGAGCGCGACAGACGCAAAGCUUGAAGGCGAUAAUGCGACUACCAGCGAGGUACUGCAAGAAACGAAGGCGGUGAAGCUGACGAAAAAGCAACAACGACGGCUUCGCGAGAGAAAGAAAAGGGAAGAGGCAGAUGUUGGAAAGCCCGUCACGCCCGCAACUUUGAAAUGUAACGUGUGCAGCGGACAGUUUGGAUCCAGAAACAAGCUGAUGCGUCACGUUGAGCAAAGUGGUCACGCCUUACACGUAUCGGGGACGCCGACAUCAAGACAUCAAGGACGAAUGACGAAAUAAACAGAGUUUCAGG